AUGUUCCGGGCACUGACCGCGGCCAGUGCGGCCCUGGGGCACAAAGCGGCAGGUUGGGUGAGGACCAUGGCCUCCCACCCACUGCUGGUGGCCCCCCCAGAAGCCCUGAGUAAGCCCCUAUCCCUCCCCAGCCGGCUUCUGCUGGGGCCCGGCCCCUCUAACCUGACCCCCCGCGUCAUGGCGGCUGGGGGGCGGCAGACAAUAGGACACAUGCACGAGGAGAUGUUCCAGAUCAUGGACGAGAUAAAGCAAGGCAUCCAGUACGUGUUCCAGACCCGGAACCCCCUCACGCUGGCCAUCAGCGGCUCGGGGCACUGCGCGCUGGAGGCCGCCCUGUUCAACCUCCUGGAGCCGGGGGACUCCUUCCUGGUCGGGGUCAACGGCGUCUGGGGGCAGCGGGCCCAGGACAUCGGGGGGCGCAUCGGAGCCCGCGUACACCCCAUGAUCAAGGACCCCGGAGGCCACUUCACGCUGCAGGAGGUGGAGGAGGCCCUGGCCCAGCACAAGCCCGUGCUGCUGUUCCUGACCCAAGGGGAGUCAUCCAGUGGCGUGCUGCAGCCCCUCGAUGGCUAUGGGGAGCUCUGCCACAGGUACCAGUGCCUGCUGCUGGUGGACUCGGUGGCAUCCCUGGGCGGGGUCCCCAUCUACAUGGACCAGCAGGGCAUCGAUGUCUUAUACUCGGGCUCCCAGAAAGUCCUGAACGCCCCUGCAGGCACCUCGCUCAUCUCCUUCAGUGACAAGGCCAAAAAUAAGAUCUACACUCGGAAGACCAAGCCCUUCUCCUUCUACCUGGACAUCAAGUGGCUGGCCAACUUCUGGGGCUGUGACGACAAGCCCAGGAUAUACCAUCACACCACCCCCGUCAUCAGCUUGUACAGCCUGAGAGAGAGCCUGGCCCAUCUAGCAGAGCAGGGCCUGGAGACCAGCUGGCGGCAGCACCGUGAGGCCUCAGAAUACCUGCACAGGCGCCUGCAGGGGCUGGGCCUGCAGCUCUUCGUGAAGGAUCCGGCAAUCCGACUGCCCACCGUCACCACCGUGGCCGCACCUGAGGGCUACGACUGGAGAGACCUUGUCAGCUAUGUCAUGGACCACUUCAACAUCGAGAUCACGGGUGGCCUUGGGCCCUCGGUGGGGAAGGUGCUGCGGAUCGGCCUGCUGGGCUGUAACGCCUCCCGGGAGAACGUGGACCGCGUGAUCGGGGCCCUGCAGGAGGCCCUGCAGCGCUGCCCCCGGAACAAGUUGUGA
Mesoplodon densirostris (Blainville's beaked whale) is the source of this 1245-nucleotide messenger RNA. RefSeq names its product alanine--glyoxylate aminotransferase (gene AGXT). Gene Ontology annotation, molecular function: L-serine:pyruvate transaminase activity; L-alanine:glyoxylate transaminase activity. The record is from RefSeq and is a predicted model, not a curated record. The transcript is spliced from 11 exons. Gene Ontology annotation, cellular component: peroxisome. The coding region runs from base 1 to 1245 and encodes 414 amino acids. Lineage: Eukaryota; Metazoa; Chordata; Mammalia; Artiodactyla; Ziphiidae.